AUGUUGUUCAAGUCAGAAGAAUGUUUUUAUAAAGCUGGUGAUGUUUACUUACGUGGCGGUUAUGAAUAUCAAGUACCAUAUUACUCUGAAAAUAAGAUCAUUAUGCCAUCUUUACCAUGGUUCAAAUUCUGGAAAGAACUUGACUAUAAACUAGAAACCAAAUAUUCAAAGCAAUCAUUUGAAUGUGUUUUAGAGGAUGAAUUGAUGAAUCAAUCUGUUUUGGCAAGAUUUGGUGGUGUUAAUAAAUUUGUCUAUUUGACCCAAAUGACUAUCAAAAUUGAUAUUCAUACCGAAACUGAGAAAAUUGAUUUAGAAUCAUUAUGUAAUUUGAUGAAUUAUUUUCAAUCAUCAAUGAUGAUCACAACUUUAGAAUUUGAGAUGCCAUUUGUUUUCAGUUAUUUAUCAAGAAAAACAUUUGGUGAUAAUUAUCAAUACAUCACAUCUAUAUCAGAUUCAUUAACAAACAGCAACAAAUUGAUUGAUAAUAUUAUAAAUAUUUUGAAUGAAUCAUCUAAAACAUCAGCAGAAUAUUUAUACGAUCUUAGUAACAAUCAAAGUAGAAGAAAUUAUCAAUCAAUGAAACUUAAGAAAUCACAAGGUAAACCUGAGCAUACAUUGAAAAUAUUUAAUUGUGAAAGUUUGGAGAUGGAUGAGAAUGAUCAAUUUAAACCAUUAACUUGA
This is a messenger RNA of Hansenula ciferrii, 681 nucleotides long. It is a transcript of the gene REC102, whose product is annotated as Rec102p. Lineage: Eukaryota; Fungi; Ascomycota; Saccharomycetes; Phaffomycetales; Wickerhamomycetaceae. The coding region runs from base 1 to 681 and encodes 226 amino acids. The transcript has 2 exons. The record is from RefSeq and is a predicted model, not a curated record.